AUGAUUAAACUUCCCGCUAAACUGCUUGGUUCCAGAUUUUAUUCUUCUGUAACCAACCAGAAUCGUUAUUCUGUCACUAGGCACAAUGCUCCAAAGAAAUGUCCAGAGUCCGGCCAUUACAAUAAAAUUCCAAUUGGCAAAGAAGCUGCUAGGUUACAAUCCCAACCUAAAGUGACUAGACUGUCUGUCGAUGGACCAAUUGAAUGUCCUUUGGAAGGUUUCCAAUUGUUGAAUUCACCAUUGUUCAAUAAGGGAUCGGCUUUCACUUUGGAAGAAAGAAAGGCAUUCGGUCUAGAUGGGUUGCUACCACCACAAGUGAACACCUUGGAUGAACAAGUGGAAAGAGCUUACAAGCAACUCUGUUACUUGAAGACCCCAUUGGCUAAGAACGAUUUCAUGACUUCGAUGAGAGUGCAGAACAAGGUUCUUUUCUUCGAAUUGGUCAGAAGACACAUUAGACAACUGGUACCGAUCAUUUAUACCCCAACUGAAGGUGAUGCCAUUGCUGCAUACUCUCACAGAUUUAGGAAACCUGAAGGUGUCUUCUUAGACAUUACCGAGCCAGACAGUAUUGAUUCUCGGUUGGCUGCUUACGGUGAGGAUAAGGACGUUGACUAUGUUGUCGUCUCUGAUGGUGAAGGUAUUCUAGGUAUCGGUGAUCAAGGUAUCGGUGCUAUCAGAAUCGCUAUCUCGAAAUUGGCAUUAAUGACCCUUUGUGGUGGUGUCCACCCAGGUAGAGUGAUGCCAGUUGCAUUAGAUGUUGGUACUAAUAACAAGCAAUUGGCUAGAGACGAAUUGUACAUGGGUAACAGAUUCAGUCGUAUUCGUGGUAAACAAUAUGAUCAAUUUUUGGACAAGUUCAUCAAGGCUUUGAAACAUAGAUUCCCAAAUGCAGUGCUACAUUUCGAAGAUUUCGGUGUAACUACUGCUAGAACUUUAUUAGAACGUUACAGAAACGAAUUACCAUGUUUCAACGAUGAUAUCCAGGGUACUGGUGCCGUUGUUAUGGCCUCUUUCAUCGCUGCUCUAAAACAUACCAAUAGAGAAUUGGUGGAUUCGAGGAUCUUGGUUUAUGGUGCUGGUUCCGCUGGUUUAGGUAUCGCUGAUCAAAUAGUUAAUCAUAUGGUCACUCACGGCUGUACUCCAGAGGAGGCAAGAGCCAAGAUUUAUCUAAUGGACAGAAAGGGUUUGAUUCUAGAUACCAUGGAAAAUGACUCUAAUCCAGCCCAAUUUUUAUACGCCAAACCAAGUGAAAACUGGGAAGGUGCCAACACACAGUCAUUGGUGGAUGUUGUAUCAAAGGUAAAACCAACCUGUUUGAUUGGUUGUUCAACCCAAGCAGGUGCCUUCAACAAGGUUGUCGUAGAAGAAAUGUACAAACAUAACCCAAGACCUAUCAUUUUCCCACUUUCAAACCCAACAAGACUACAUGAAGCUGUACCAGAAGAUUUACUGAAAUGGACAAACUACGAUGCUCUUGUCGCUACUGGUUCUCCAUUCCCACCUGUAGAUGGAUACCGUAUCUCAGAGAACAACAACUGUUUCUCUUUCCCAGGUAUCGGUCUAGGUGCUGUUCUAUCGCGUGCUAAGGUCAUCUCAGAUAAGAUGAUCAGUGCCGCAGUGGAUCAAUUAGCUGAUUUGUCACCAUUGAAACCAGGUGACUCUAAACCAGGUUUGUUGCCACCUCUUGAAGAAAUCAACGACACCUCCGCUAGAGUCGCUACCGCUGUCAUCCUACAAGCUCUUGAAGAGGGUUCUGCAAGAAUUGAAGAAGAAAACGUUCCAGGUACAGAUAAAAAGGUUCAAGUCCCAAGAGAUUUCAACAAAUGUCUUGAAUGGGUUAUCAAACAAAUGUGGAAGCCAGAAUAUAGACCGUUGAUAAAGGUGGAACAUGAUCCUGCGGUACAUACCCACCAAUUCUGA
This is a messenger RNA of Kluyveromyces lactis, 1923 nucleotides long. RefSeq names its product malate dehydrogenase (oxaloacetate-decarboxylating) (gene MAE1). Gene Ontology annotation, biological process: malate metabolic process; pyruvate metabolic process. Bases 1 to 1923 code for a protein of 640 amino acids. Lineage: Eukaryota; Fungi; Ascomycota; Saccharomycetes; Saccharomycetales; Saccharomycetaceae. Gene Ontology annotation, molecular function: malate dehydrogenase (decarboxylating) (NAD+) activity; NAD binding. The record is from RefSeq and is a predicted model, not a curated record. Gene Ontology annotation, cellular component: mitochondrion. The transcript has a single exon.